UUUUCAAACAUGGCCAGUCCACCAUCUUACAAUGAAGCUAUCAGUGAUAAUGGAGACAUUUUCGUAACUUUACCAGACUGCCAGGCCCAUGCGUCCUUGUUACAUACGUUCUAUCAGUUGCGUAUAUCUGACCCCGAGGUAGAGAAAGUAUACCUUGCUCGUGCUGAGGCAAGAUAUUUUCAAUGGAUGGACCAUGUUCAAUCGUAUGGACCCAGCAUGGAGCUUCUUCCACCUAUAGAUAUUGUUUAUAUGUGGCAUGCACAUCUUCUAUCCCCUUACCGCUAUUAUGAGGAUACUCUGCGAAAUGGAUGGGUUCUAUUCCAUACCAAAGCGUAUGGGCUCCCUCUGCAACGCUUGGAAUGGGCCAAGACAACCUUUGAGGACGGAGUGGAUCCUGAAUCUGAGCAAUACUGGAGAAAGUUUUUCCCAGAUCAGCCAUACAAACUAACAACCGACAAUGUUGAUGCAGGAUUUUCCUGGAUUGCUUGUCCCUGCUGCCAGUCGCGCAUCAGAUCGUCAUGGGUAGAUUAUGCCAAGAUGCGAACCGACAAACAUUCGUCUAUCCCUUGCCACAACUGUAAAGCGAAAGUGACGGCUGAAGCACUAUCCUGCGCUCGCUUUGUAAAAGACUGGUCAGAGAGUACAAAAACGGAUAUAAAACUCGCUGGGUUCCAAUUGGAUAAGAAAGGAAAGCGGCUAUAUUUGCAGCCAGAGAUUGCGGCAAGGAUGAUUGCUAUACGCGAUAGUGCAAAAGUCCAGGCAGUGCUAAAUUCGAAAGAACCCCUUGAUUGGAUAGAACUUGUCAUUGCUCUCAGAUCUCAGAUCACAAUAGGUAGAACGGACUCCAAGAGACUAGAUCUUAACACAGUGGCUACUACUAUGCGUAGUCGGUAUAUGGGUAUUCCUUACAAGUCCUCAUUGGAUAUCAUUAUUGCCGUUGCACGACAAUGGGAAUUCACUGCUAAGAUGGUUGAAAUCAACUGGACCACACCAGCGUCAGUAGCCGAUGCCGUGGCGCGGUACAAAAAGUUUCUGAUGCUUAUGAAGGAUCAUCCAAAGUCCAUCCUGGUACCUGUACUGUCGAUCGAUCUCGCGUGGCAUACCCACAUGCUGAAUCACUACAACUAUCGCGAGUACACCCUUAAGCACUUGUUCCUAGUCGUCAACCACGAUGAUACCAUUGCCAGUAGCAAACUCAAUAAUUACCUCAUCUCAACUGCCAAGCUAUGGUAUCAGAAAUACCAAGAACCAUAUACGUCUGAUAAUCUGGAAAAGCUGUAUUCGUCAUCUUCGAUGUUUGCCGCGAUACAGAAGAGAAAAAUGCGCAAGUACUGGUAUCAGGAUAAGACGACAGAGAAGAAGGAACCUACCAUGGAGAAAGACCGUUACGUUGAACAUAAUACCGGUAAGUGACAGCACGCAGGGUGCGUGGAAAAAUCCAAUUAAUAUUCUGACAUUUUCCUUUAGCGUAUGCAAGCCCUGUAUUCGGCGUAAUGGUCAUGCCCGAUCUAUGGUACACGACAUCUGUAG
Umbelopsis ramanniana AG is the source of this 1530-nucleotide messenger RNA. RefSeq lists its product as uncharacterized. Lineage: Eukaryota; Fungi; Mucoromycota; Umbelopsidomycetes; Umbelopsidales; Umbelopsidaceae. Bases 10 to 1413 code for a protein of 467 amino acids. The transcript is spliced from 8 exons. The record is from RefSeq and is a predicted model, not a curated record.